Messenger RNA from Pediculus humanus corporis (human body louse), 1290 nucleotides. Its product is annotated as amino acid transporter, putative. The transcript is spliced from 9 exons. The record is from RefSeq and is a predicted model, not a curated record. The coding region runs from base 1 to 1290 and encodes 429 amino acids. NCBI's taxonomy places the organism in Eukaryota, Metazoa, Arthropoda, Insecta, Psocodea, Pediculidae. Gene Ontology annotation, biological process: amino acid transmembrane transport. Gene Ontology annotation, cellular component: membrane. Gene Ontology annotation, molecular function: L-amino acid transmembrane transporter activity.
AUGAUAGGUUCUGGAAUUUUCGUAUCGCCUUCCGGUCUAUUGAUUCGAACCGGUUCAGUGGGUAUGAGUUUUCUCAUAUGGGUCGCGUGUGGAUUCCUUUCACUCCUGGGAGCUUUGGCCUACGCCGAAUUGGGAACAAUGAACACGAGUUCGGGUGCCGAAUAUGCUUAUUUCAUGGAUGCGUUUGGUCCGAUGCCGGCAUUUUUAUUUUCUUGGGUUUCAACUUUGGUAUUAAAACCGUCACAAAUGGCGAUCAUUUGUUUGAGCUUUGCUAAAUACGCGGUUGAAGCUUUCGUGACGGAGUGCGAUCCACCGGAAAUUGCAGUUAAAGUUGUUUCCGUCAUGGCCAUCGUUAUAAUUCUAUUCAUAAAUUGCUACAGUGUAAAUUUAGCGACAGGGGUUCAAAACGUGUUUACCGCAGCUAAGCUGGUAGCCAUUUUGAUUGUUAUUUUAGGAGGAUUAUACAAAUUAAUUCAAGGAAACACUCAGCAUUUAGAAAAUGUCUUUCACGGAAGCACUUUUUCAUUUGGAAACAUUGCCACAGCCUUUUACACGGGUCUAUGGGCUUACGACGGAUGGAACAAUUUAAAUUACGUCACGGAAGAAAUAAAAAAUCCAUCAACAAAUUUACCAAGAUCGAUAAUAAUUGCCAUACCGUUGGUUACAAUGUGUUACGUUCUCAUCAACAUUUCAUAUUUGGCCGUAAUGUCGGCGGCGGAAAUGAUAGAAUCCGAAGCUGUGGCAGUGACUUUUGGAAAUAGAAUAUUGGGAGUAAUGGCCUGGCUCAUUCCAUUAUCCGUAACCGUAUCAACGUUCGGUUCAGCAAACGGAACGUUAUUUGCUGCUGGUCGGCUAUGUUUUGCUGCGAGUAGAGAAGGUCAUUUAAUGAACAUAUUGAGUUACGUACACGUAAGAAGAUUCACUCCGGCUCCGGGUUUGAUAUUCCACUCGAUAAUAGCGAUCGCCAUGGUUUUAUCAGGAACGAUUGAUUCCCUAAUUGAUUUCUUCAGUUUUACAGCGUGGAUAUUUUACGGGGGGGCCAUGUUAGCAUUGAUUGUAAUGAGAUUCACUAAACCGGAUCACCCUAGACCGUACAAGGUGCCAAUAAUCAUUCCCGUCGUGGUAUUGGUGAUAUCAUUGUACCUGAUAGUUGCGCCCAUCAUAGAUGUGCCACAAAUUGAAUAUUUGUACGCAGCUUUAUUCAUUGUCGGUGGUUUAAUUUUUUACAUACCGUUCGUACAUUACGGUGUUAGAUGUAAAAUAAUGGGUAAUCAUUUUCUUUCUCUAUGA